AUGAACAAGAUUAAUGAUAAAGGUCCUGAUGAUGAUAUAUUUUCCAAUCAGGAACAAAUCUAUGAUUUUUAUGAAACACUUCGAAAUAGUUCAGAUGGUGCUGUUGAACAAUUUCAAUCGGUGCUUGAAGUUAUUGUUUGUGAUAUUCUUAAAUAUCGUAAAGAAAUAAAACGAUUGGAAGAUUCAUUUAAGCGUGAAAAAGAUACCAAUGAGAAAUAUUUAAGACAAAUUGAAGAAGAUCAAGAACGAGAUAUGAGUGAAUUAGAAGAAAAAAUUCGACAAGAAGAACGUCAGAAAUUUGAACUCGACCGUGAUUUAAUUCAACAACGAUUAACAAAAGAAAUUAAUGAUUUACAACUAAGUAUCCAACGAUUUCGAACUAUUGAACAAGUUCAUAGUAAUCGUAAGAAUGAAGAAGAUUUUUCAAUAAAUUCAUUACGUGAAGAAAUUGCAAAAUUAAACGAAGAAAAUCUAUUGCUUAAUGCAUCUUUAAAUGAAACUUUAACAACAAAUGCUAUUUUACAAAGUGAUUUACAAUCAUAUAAAACUCAAUUAAGUGAAGGACAAACAAUGCUUUUACAUGAGAAACAAUCAUCAUCAAGUAACUAUCGAGACAAAGAGUCAUUACAGACAAAUGUUCGUCAUCUUGUGGAAGUUAAUAAACAACUUCGUGAUGAAAAUGACUCAUUACGUGCAGUUAUUGAAUUGAAUAAAUCAAAUAAAUUAAGUGCCACUCCUACAAAUGGUUUUCCAUCACCACAUCAAUUAUAUUCUCCAGCUGGGUCUACACUAGGUUCUUAUUGGCAUAAUUCAAAACUAGACAGCUCAUCACCGUCGUAUAUAAUGAGUAAAAAUCAACGCAGGUUCGACGCAUUUGACAUCGAAUCAACUGAUGAAAUAGGUAUACAUGGUAGUGGGCUUAGACCGGUUCAAAAACUAGCUGUUAAGGACUCAUCAAACAAAAUAGUACCAUUGGCACCAGUUUCUAAUCUUUCUCGUAGUGCCGAUGAAUACAAUGCUAUGAAUGACAGUGGACUGUCGAUGACAACAUUACGUGAUGCAACUGAAUUAGAAUCUGAUCGUGAAUCAAACACAAACAAACAGAUAUCAACAAAGAAUUUGAAACAACAUCGACCAAUGAUUAAUAAAAAUAAUCGCGAUGAUACAGAGUCAGAUUCAGAUGAUGUUUUUACUGAGGUAUCACUUGAUUGCAAUCUUCCUAAAAGAUUGCCUCAACAGCGAUCAUUGAAGCGACCAAAUAACAAUGCACGUGGCACAUCAAAACAGCCGCCCAAUCCUCCACCAGCAAUCACUCAGUUACCUACAACACAGUUCAAUGCUGAGCAUGGUACUCAACAAGAUGUACCAUUCGAUCGUAUGUUCAAAGUUGUCUUUUGUGGAGAUGCUGCUGUGGGAAAAAGUACAUUAAUCGUACGUUUAUGCAAGGGACAAUUCGUAUCAAAUAUUAAUUCAACAUUAGGCGUUGAUUUUCAAAAUAAACAAAUUGAAGUCGAUAGUAAACGUGUAGCUCUUCAACUAUGGGAUACAGCUGGACAAGAAAGGUUUCGUAGCAUUGCAAAAUCCUACUUUCGUCGAUGUGAUGGUGUCAUUCUAGUUUAUGAUUCCACAUAUGAACGAUCAUUUCUAAAUGUUCGGGAAUGGAUUAAUACAAUAAUCGAUGCAACACCAAAAAAAGUAUCUGUUAUGAUUGUUGGAAAUAAAAUUGACCUGAGAGAUCAAAUGCGUGCAGAAGGAAAACGUGUUAUAGAAAAAAGUGAAGGAGUAAGACUAGCUAAAGAAUAUAAAGCAUUAUUUAUUGAGACAAGUGCAAAAGAAGGCACCAAUUUGCAGGAAGCACUCUGUGAAUUAGCUCGCGAUAUGCAGUGCAAUGAAGACAUAGAACGUUUUCAUACAACAGGCAUUGAUUUAGAUAAAUCAUCGAAAAAAUCAAUUUGUUGUCGUAACUGA
Molecule: messenger RNA, 1968 nt
Organism: Rotaria socialis
Lineage: Eukaryota; Metazoa; Rotifera; Eurotatoria; Philodinida; Philodinidae
Source: the annotation of a GenBank genome assembly